Crotalus tigris (Tiger rattlesnake) is the source of this 3872-nucleotide messenger RNA. Its product is annotated as zinc finger protein 850-like. The record is from RefSeq and is a predicted model, not a curated record. The transcript has 2 exons. Lineage: Eukaryota; Metazoa; Chordata; Lepidosauria; Squamata; Viperidae. The coding region runs from base 412 to 2826 and encodes 804 amino acids.
GGGAGGAAGAAGGGACCCCAAAGGUCAAAGGGAAACCCUCGCCUCGCCUCCGCGCCGAGUGUAGCCUGCCCGUCGCUACUGCGCAGGCGCCACCUAACUGAUUCCAGGAAGGAGGCCCCAGAUUGGUCGGCCGGGGGAGGACGGCGAAUGGCAGGAGGACUUUUCGGGGCGGCCCCUCCAGAGGAACAGGCGGAGCUUAUAGAGGAAUAGGGCUCGCAGCGAAGUCCCGCCUCCAUUUCCGGAAACGAAUAGAACUGAGGCGCUUAAUUGACUCUGCCGCGGAGGGGCUCGGACCCAGGAGGACGGGCGAGCCCGGCGGAGGAAAGAAGGAAGGAAGGAGGCGCCGCCCGAGAGGAGAGGAGGCCCCGCGGAGCAGCCCCGGGAGGAGACGGCGGGGAAGGCCCGGCAGGGAUGAGCCGAAGGGGACUCCGGGAAAGGAGGCCGCCUGGAGGGAGAAGCGGGGAGCAGGAAACGGGCGGAGACCCCGAGACGGGCCUGGAGGGCGGAGGGUCCUUCAGAGGAGGCGGAAGACCCGGGAAUCCCCAGAGAAUCCAAGAGAGAGGAGAGAAAUAUGAAUGCCCGGAAUGUGGAAAAUCCUUCAAAAGAAAUGAAGCUCUUGAAAUCCAUCUAAGAAUCCACACAGGAGAAAGACCGUAUGGAUGCCUGGAGUGUGGAAAGAGCUUCAGUCUGAGGCAAAACCUUUAUAGACAUCAAAAGAUUCACACUGGAGAAAAACCAUACAAAUGCCUGGAGUGUGGAAAGAGCUUCUGUCAGAGUAGCCACCUUUAUAGACAUCAAAGGAUCCACACUGGAGAAAAACCAUACAAAUGCCUAGAAUGUGGAAAGAGCUUUACUCAGAGUGGAAACUUACGUCAACAUCAAAGAAUCCACACUGGAGAGAAACCACAUAAAUGUCUGGAGUGUGGAAAAUACUUCAGUCACAGGGGAAGCCUUUAUGUACAUGAAAGGAGCCACACAGGAGAAAAACUGCAUAAAUGCCUGGAGUGUGGAAAGAGUUUCAGUCAUAGAUGCAGCCUUUAUUCACAUCAAAGGAGCCACACUGGAGAAAAACUGCAUAAAUGCCUGGAGUGUGGAAAGAGCUUCUGUCAGAUUAGCAACUUUUAUAGACAUCAAAGGAUCCACACUGGAGAAAAACCAUACAAAUGCCUAGAAUGUGGAAAGAGCUUUACUCAGAGUGGACACUUACGUCAACAUCAAAGAAUCCACACUGGAGAGAAACCACAUAAAUGUCUGGAGUGUGGAAAAUACUUCAGUCACAGGGGAAGCCUUUAUGUACAUGAAAGGAGCCACACAGGAGAAAAACUGCAUAAAUGCCUGGAGUGUGGAAAGAGCUUCAGUCAUAGAUGCAGCCUUUAUGCACAUCAAAGGAGCCACACAGGAGAAAAACCACAUAAAUGCCUGGAGUGUGGAAAGAGCUUCAGUCUGAGGGGACACCUUUAUAGACAUCAAAGGAUCCAUUCAGGAGAAAAACCGCAUAAAUGUCUGGAGUGUGGAAAGAGCUUCAGUCAGAGGGAACACCUUAAUACACAUCAAAGAAUCCAUUCAGGAGAAAAACCGCAUAAACGCCUGGAGCGUGGAAAGAGCUUCAAUCAGAAGGAAAGCCUUUAUAUAUAUCAAAGAGUCCGCUUAGGAGAGAAACCUCAUAAAUGGAUGGAAUGUGCAAAGAGCUUCAAUUGGAGGGAAAGGUUCUAUACACAUCAAAGAAUCCACACUGGAGAAAAGCCAUAUAAAUGCCUGGAGUGUGGAAAGAGCUUUAGUCAGAGUGGAGACCUUUAUAGACAUCAAAGAAUCCACACUGGAGAAAAGCCAUAUAAAUGCCUGGAGUGUGGAAAGAGCUUCAGUCUGCGGAGCAACCUUUAUGCACAUCAAAGAAUCCACUCAGGAGAGAAACCGCAUAAAUGCCUGGAGUGUGGAAAGACCUUUAGUCAGAGUGGAAACCUUUAUAGACAUCAAAGAAUUCACACUGGAGAAAAAACAUACAAAUGCCUGGAGUGUGGAAAGAGCUUUACUGUGAAUGAAGCUCUACAUCAACAUCAAAGAAUUCACACUGGAGAGAAACCACAUAAAUGUCUGGAGUGUGGAAAAUGCUUCAGUCAGAGGGGGAACCUUUAUGCACAUCAAAGGAGCCACACAGGAGAAAAACUGCAUAAAUGCCUGGAGUGUGGAAAGAGUUUCAGUUCGAGAAACAGCCUUUAUGUACAUCAAAGGAGCCACACAGGAGAAAAACCGCAUAAAUGCAUGGAGUGUGGAAAGAGCUUCAGUCAGAGGAGCAGACUUUAUCUACAUCAAAGGAUCCACACAGGAGAAAAACUGCAUAAAUGCCUGGAGUGUGGAAAGAGCUUCAGUCGGAGUGUAUAUCUUUAUGAUCAUCAAAGAAUUCACACUGGAGAGAAACCUUAUGAGUGCCUGCAGUGUGAAAAGAGCUUCAGUCUGAGGGGAAACCUUUAUAAUCAUCAAAGAAUUCACACGGGAGACAAACCCCAUAAAUGCCUGAAGUGUGGAAAGUGUUUCAGUGUGAAAAGUACUCUUUAUAGACAUCAAAGAAUUCACACUGGAGAGAGACCCUAUAAGUGCCUGGAGUGUGGAAAGAGCUUCAGUCAGAGGGGAAACCUUUAUAGACAUCAAAGAAUUCACAUUGGAGAAAAAAAUAUAAAUGCCUGGAGUGUGGAAAGAGCUUCAUUCGGAGGGAACACCUUGAUACACAUCAAAGAAUCCAUUCAGGAGAAAAACCACAUAAACGCCUGGAGCGUGGAAAGAGCUUCAAUCAGAAGGAAAGCCUUUAUACAUAUCAAAGAAUCUGCUUAGAAGAGAAAACCUAUAAAUGCAUGGAAUGUGGAAAAAGCUUCAAUUGGAGGAAAAGGUUUUAUACACAUCAAAGAAUCCACACUGGAGAAAAGCCAUAUAAAUGCCUUGAAUGUGGGAAAAGCUUCAGUGUGAGGGGAAACCUCUACAAACAUCAAAGAAUUCACACUGGAGAAAAACCCUAAAAGUGCCUGGAGUUUGGAAAGAGCUUCAGUGGGAGGGGAAGUCUUUAUACACAUCAAAGGAUCCACACUGGAGAAAAACCAUAUAAAUGCCUUGAAUGUGGAAAGAGCUUCAGUCAGAGGGGACACCUUUAUACACAUCAAAGAAUUCACAUUGGAGAAAAAACAUAUAAAUGCCUGGAGUGUGGAAAGAGCUUCAGUGGAAAGGGAAGUCUUUCUAAGCAUCAAAGAAUCCACACAUGAGGAAAAACCAUAUAAAUACCUUCAGUGUGGGGAAUUCUUCACAACAAGCACAAAUCUUUACUGUGUGUGAAUACAAUGAGAAAUUCUUCCUGAUCUGAAUUCACCUGGGAGAAAACCCCUAAAAAUUCAUGGUGCGUGGAAAAGGUUCACUCAAAAUAGGUCUCAAUAAAAAUUACAAAUUUACACUCAGCAGAAAGUUUAUAAAUGCACCCAGAGUGUGCUGAAUCCUUCAGAACAAAUGGCAGUGUCAGCUCCCCAUAGAUCCCUAUAGGGACGCUGCCCUUCUGGCGGGAGGGGGGACCCCGGGGGCUUUUCUGUGGUGCAUCCAUUUUACUCUGUUCCUCUUUUCCUUUGAUUAUCUUCCUGGGGAUGGAGGGAUGAGCCUGGGGCCAUCUGUUUUGUCUCAGCUCCCGAGGAUCUCAGCCUCUGAGAAGAACUUCUUACCACCUCCUCAGAUCAGAGUUCUCAUAACACCUUUGCACCUCUGCAUUGGCUCUCUGUAUACUGAGCAGUUGGGAAGGAUUUUGAAAUGUGGGUUUUAAGCUGUUGUUUUCACACGGGAAUUUUAGAUCCUGCCUGCUUUCUCUGCAAUCUAUCUCUCAAUAAAAGUUCCUUUUGAAAUGA